This is a messenger RNA of Acaromyces ingoldii, 4234 nucleotides long. RefSeq lists its product as hypothetical. NCBI's taxonomy places the organism in Eukaryota, Fungi, Basidiomycota, Exobasidiomycetes, Exobasidiales, Cryptobasidiaceae. The transcript has a single exon. The record is from RefSeq and is a predicted model, not a curated record. Bases 120 to 4055 code for a protein of 1311 amino acids. Gene Ontology annotation, molecular function: nuclear export signal receptor activity. Gene Ontology annotation, cellular component: cytoplasm; nuclear pore. Gene Ontology annotation, biological process: protein export from nucleus.
CUGCCCAUUUUGACUUUUUCGUGUGUUUUUUCGUCGCCAAAUCUCUAAUCUUCUCGUUGAUUGCUGCAAGAAAGAGGCGCGCAUAAACCCCUCCCACCCGAUCGUCGCUGUUGCUGCCCAUGACAAACGGCCUGGUGGCGCCCUCGGCGCACCUGCACGAGGCCCUCGCCUCGCUGCACCGCGCCUCGGCGCAGUUUGCCAGCGCCGACCCGGGCGCGCGGGCCGAGGGCGAGGCCAUCUUUCUCUCGCUGCGCCAGAGCCGGGCUGCCGUCGAGUACGCCUGCUUUGCGCUCGAGCACUCGACCGACGCCUACGUCCUCUUCCAGGCACUCACGUCCAUCGUCGCUGCGCUGCCUAACCUGGAACUCGUGCGGCCAUCGCCGAGCCUGCCGGACCUGGCCACGCUCUUUGACUUUCUCGCCGCCUUCCACCUCGCCCCGCGCAAUCUCCCGUCGUCGUCUUCCUCGUCUUCCUCUUCUUCGCAGGGCCUGCCACGGUAUGUGGGCGCACGGUGCUGCCAGGCGCUGGCUGCCGUCGAGCGGCGCACCCUCCAGCUCGAGCUCGAGGCUGCGGUCAGGAAAGCAAGAGGAAGAAGAGACGGCAGCACGAGUAGCAGCAGCAACGGCGACGCUGACGCCGUCGAGGCCGUCCUCGCACGGCACCGGGCCAAGCUCGCAUCGCUUCUUACCUUUGAUCAGGGGCACGGGCACGAGCAGGGACAUGGGCAAGAGCAGCGAGCAGCAACGACGGCGCGGAUCGGCAUCGCAAAGGCGCUCGUCGACGAGCUGCGGCAGGGCCAGGCGAGGCCGACGAUGGAGGCGCGCUGGGUGCGUGCCUUUUGGCAGCUCGAGGUGCAGCCCGGCCUCCUGCAGCAGGUCCUCGCCUCGCUCGUCGCGGCGCUGCACCACGCACCCGCCCUCGACUGGCUCCUCGUCGAGCUGGCCCCGCUGCUGGAGCGCCUGCUCGCGUGGCCUUUCAUUGUCGAGGCACCCUACGCGGGCCUGCAGCCCGGCGACGACCUCUCGCUCGACGAUGUCCGCCGGCUCCUCGCGGCAGAAGAGGACACUGGCGAGGGCGAGGGCGAGCAUGAAAAUGAAGACGAGGGGCACGGCUCGUCGGGCGCACUCUCGGCCGCUGCGCUGACGGCAGCCCCGCGGCAGGUCGACGAUGCGACGCUGCUCUCGACGGACCUCGUCUCGCUCCUGGGCGCCGUCUAUGCGCAUGCGCGGGCGAUGCAUGCGCCUGCGACGCUGCAUCAGCUCCGUGCCUGCCUCGUCCAGGCCGCGCGCUUCCGGUCAUGCACCCAUGCAGCAGGGCACCACGACGAGCAGGUGGCUGCCAGGAUGGCCGCCCUCGUCGACGUCUUUGACGGCCUCGUCGCUGCGGCGCUUCCGGCCAUCGACGGGCGACGGGGCCUGCGCAGCGACCGGCUUGUCGACGCCUCCUUCUGCGCCCAGUUUGUCGCCGCGCUCGCGCCCCAGCUCGACGCCGUGCCCCUCGGCCGCCUCGAGGCGAUGCUGUCGACGCUUGCCCGCGUCACGGCCGCCGCAUACAGACUCGUCUUUGGCCUCGCAGAUGGCAGUGGCGCCAAUGAUGCAGACGACGACGACGACGACGAGAGGCAGGCCAGCGACACCCUCGAGGCCGUCCUGGCCGCGUGGUUUGCCAUCGUCGACGUCCUCUCCCACGGCGGCACCGCCGACCUGCCCCCGGCGAUUCGCUCGGCGCUGUGGACCGGCGUCGUGCAGCCGUACAUCGACGGACGCCUGGCCCAGCAGGAGCCCGAUACGACAACGGGAGGGCCAGAUGGCGACGACGACGAGGAGCAGGGCGAGGAGCAGCAGCCCGACUGGCUCCUCCACGGCCAGGAGCUGCUGCUUGUGGCCAGCCUCGCGCGCCUGGGCGACAUCGACGCCUGCCUCGCCCACCUCGCCGCGCUCCUCGACGGCGUCCGCCACCCGCUCGAGCACUUUUAUCAGCAACAACAGCAGCAGCAGCAGCAGCACGCCGUCGCCAGCCGCGAACAGCUCGAGGCCGCGUGGGACAAGCUCCACUGGCUCGCCCUCAUCGCCGGCCACGUCGUCGCCGACGAGAGCCGCGGCGAGGUGGCGUCGACGCCGCGUGCGAUCGCAUCGCUUGCAGCCACGCACAGCCUGUGGCACAUCGUCGACACGCUCGGCCUCGCGCUCCUCGAUGUCGUCUUGCCGCCGCCGCACCAGCAGCAGGCCGACGCAUACAGCCCGCAGGUGGCCGCAACGCUCCUCUGGUUCGGCGCCCGCAUCGUGCCAUCGUACCUACUCGUCUCGCACACGCCCCUCGAUGCGCACCUCGAUGGUCCCGGGGGUGUGGCUGCGCUCUCGCGCCUCGUCGGUCGCGUCGAGGCCAGCCUCGUGGCCUGGCGUGCCGACGCCGACGUGCUGAGCCAAGCAGCCGCCGUGCUGGCCAGCCUGACGCGCUCGACGGGCGCCAUGCAGAACCUCCUCUCGCGGCCCGAGUUUGACCGCCUCGUCGCCACCGUCGUCGCCGGCCUGUCGACGGCCUCCUUUGUCGCCGCCAGCAACGGCGCGCUGCUCGCCGCCGUCGUCGGCUGCAUCUAUGCUGCGCGCGACUCCAACGUCUCCCACCCGCCCCAGGCCGCCUUUGACCGCAUCGCCGCCGCCGUCGAUGCCCGUCUGAGUGCCGUCAUGCACGACCCGGCAUUCACCAGCCAUGCGCAGCGGCCCGACGUCGUUGCUGCCCUCGUCGACGGCCUCGACAUGCUCGAGGGCCUAGCCAUGAGUGCCGCCCACCCGCGCUCGGCCCGCGUCGUCUUUGACUUUGUCGCCCGCUUCCUCGGCUCCUUUGCUGGCCUCGCGCGCCUCUACCGGCGCCGCACCGACGUCGUCGCGCCCCUGCUCCGUGUCACGGCCACCCUGGCCACCCACGUCAUCGACCAGCUGGGCGACGACGACGAGGCCGCCGUCGGCGCACGCUUCCACACCACCCUCCUCGGCAUCCUCGACGCCAUCGACGCCGAGACGCUGGGCCUGGCGCACGCCAAGAAGAGCAUUGAGCGCGGCGAGGACGACGCCGCAGAGCCCUACGAGGUCCUCUGCCUCAUCCUCGACGUCGUCCAGGCCCUCCUCGUGCCCCCGCUGCAGCCUAUCCCCUCGUUUGUCGACAGCGACACGGACCCGGCGCCGGCCGAUGCGGUGCAGCGUGCGCCCGACGCUGCCCUGGCCACGCUCGCCGUCCUUGUGCCCCUCGUCGAGCCGGGGUUCAACAAGUCGUCGUCGUCGUCGUCGUCGUCGACACCAACUCCAUCACCAUCGCCAUUCUCGGCCGAGACUGCCGACGCCCUGGCGGUGCCCCGCGUCGUCAACGGCUUCGUCGCCUGCCUCGUCGGCCUGGCCACGCACUUUUCGCCCCGCAUCGUCGAGCUGGCCUCGUCGUCGUCGGCAGACGCGACGUCGCACGCCUAUGUUGACGCCUGGCUCCGUGGGCUUGCCCUCGUCGUCGCCAACACGCACGACACGCCGCGGCUGACGGACCUCGUCGGCGCCAUCGCCGCCCUUGCUGCGCACAUUGCCGCCGUACAAGAGCGCAUGCAGCAGCCCCACCGCCUCGUCCUCCACCACGGCAUCCGCCAGACGUUCCGCGGCAAGGGCCAGCUCGCCGACGUCGUCGAGGCGCUCCUCGCCGUCGUGCUCCGCCUCGCCUUUGUUGAGCCGGCACUCGCGCCCAGCCUCGUGGAGCCGCUCCUCGACGGCCUCGCCCACCUCGCGCGCGCCGUGAGCAUGCUCGCACAGGGCCAUGCGGGCCAGCGCAGCGCCCGCCUCGAGGGUGCGUGCGCGCGUGCUUUGGCGCAGCAGUCUCCACCUCGUCCACCAAGCCUCGUUGAAGCCGGAGGACAAGGAGACGGGGAGGACCGCGCCGCGAGGGCAAAGCUCGUCGCCACUGUUGGGCCCGUCCUCGACGUCCUCGUCCAGGGCGCAGAGGGCGAUGCCCAGGCCCGCAUCAGCGUGGCCAAGGCCCUCGUCUGGGACGCACGCGCCCAGCUGCCGUUUGCGCCUUGAAUGGCCCAUGUACCACCACCGUCACCGUCACCAUCUUCAUCUCAUAUUGACUUCUCUCAACUUCAAUAUUUCACGCUAGCUACUCAUGUCCAUUAUCCAUCAUCAUCAUCAUCCAUCAGCGCGCAGAAAUGCCAGACAGCAUCACUGCCCAAUCCAAUUCAUCACUGCUGCAUCUCAUU